Setaria italica (foxtail millet) is the source of this 3311-nucleotide messenger RNA. RefSeq names its product NAC domain-containing protein 82. Bases 1340 to 2725 code for a protein of 461 amino acids. Gene Ontology annotation, molecular function: DNA binding. Gene Ontology annotation, biological process: regulation of DNA-templated transcription. The record is from RefSeq and is a predicted model, not a curated record. The transcript is spliced from 4 exons. Lineage: Eukaryota; Viridiplantae; Streptophyta; Magnoliopsida; Poales; Poaceae.
UCCCCAAAACCUCGCUGAAUUUGUGCAGCCUUCGUCGAUCGAGAGCCCUAGGUGCUGAUCGGUUUUGCCUCGCGCUGUGAUUCGAGGGUGUUUUUGUCCAAUUUUCUGGUAAUUUGGGUGGGUUGGUGAGUGCGGCGAGCUGCGCACCUAGGUCUGGGUAGGAACGCUGAGAUGUUGUGCCUGAUCGGUUUAAUUCUUAGGGGACAUGAUUUAGUUACUCGGUCAUUUUAGGGGUAUAUGUAUGUGAUGCAAGUUGUGGUUCGUUAGUUCUUUUUUGGUUGAUCUGGGUGUGAAAUCAAUCGUCAUAUGGUACUUUUGAAUAGAGGACUGGAACCAAUCGAUAUACUAGGUUUGAUUCCACGGUUUCCUAAUCAACUAAGCAUUCAAUGGCACUGUCUUAGAAUCCGUUUAUGUGACUUGUGUUCUAAUGAUGAUAGUUCUGAUAAUUUGAGUUCAAGAACAUAGGUCAGAUAGUUUGAUUUGGUUGUUGGCUUAGAUGUUUUAACUAGGAGUGCACAAUUAUUUUAGAGAGCAAAUUUAGAAAUGUCUUAUUUUGGUAUUCAUUCCCUUCCAUAUCCAUACAUGUUGAUGCUAUUAUUGCACUGUUCGUUCAGGACCCUGACUCUUGUCACUCAUGUCUACUGAAGUCCGCGAAGAGUACAUCUGCUUUCUUUCUUGCUACUUUUGGUUCAUAUUCUGUGUAAAGUUGCGGUAUUUUACUUGAUACAAGUGAACUCACUGGAUUUCUGGUGCUGAUAGUGCCUUGAAGUUGGAUGCGGAGGACUUGUGGUUGGUCUAAUCAACAAUACUCAAGUUCUCUCGUCGUCCCUGUCAAAAACUCACCCACCCAAGCUCUUCAGCAAUUUGGUGUGGGCCUCUGCUUGGAUUGCUCUUUGCUUGGGUCUUCUCGAGGGCUCUUUCUCAUUGUUCUCGUGACCUCUCAUUCUGUGGUUGAUUGAUAGUGUCCAUCUGUCCUAUUAAGGCAUUCAUCUUUUUGAAUACUGCUGUCUAAGCGCUGAUACAUCUCUUUCCGUGCUUGGACUAAGAUCGCCUUCUCCCAAUACUGUUGUCUGAGUGCUGAAACAUCUUUCUUUGCACUUGGACAAAGAUCUCCUCUUGCGAGACAAACUUUUAUCCUCUCACUCCAAACUCAAGCAUUCAACCUGUCGUGAUCUGUCUCUCUCUCCUUUCUGUCUUGUAUUCCUUCCAAAUUUCCCCUUUGAAAACUGAACCAAUCUUCUUUUUGAUUGAACCUUGAAUCUUCUUGAGUUACUGUCAAGGCUAGUCCUUUCAUUUACUGAACUAUUUCUGCUAAUCUCCUUGUUAAGAUCUUGCAAUAAUGGCACAAACUUCCCUUCCACCUGGAUUUCGCUUCCAUCCAACAGAUGUUGAGCUUUGCUCAUACUACUUAAAAAGAAAAAUCACGGGAAAGAAACUACUUGUUGAAGCUAUAGCGGAGGUUGAACUGUACAAAUACUCUCCUUGGGAUCUUCCAGAUAAAUCUUGUGUCAAGAGCAGAGAUAUGGAAUGGUACUUCUUUUGUCCUCGUGACAAGAAAUAUGCAACUGGGUCUAGGGCAAAUCGUUUAACACCAAAUGGAUUCUGGAAAUCUACUGGGAAUGAUAGAACUAUUGUGCUUAACACUCGCAUUGUGGGGAUGAAGAAAACAUUAGUUUUUCAUGAAGGAAAGGCACCUAGAGGUGAUCGAACUGACUGGGUGAUGUAUGAAUAUCGAAUGGAAGACAAUGAACUGGAUGUUGGUGGCUUCUCAAAGGAUGCAUAUGUAUUGUGCAAAAUCUUCAAAAAGAGUGGCCCUGGACCAAGAAUAGGAGAACAGUAUGGAGCUACAUUCAAUGAAGAAGAAUGGGACAAUAUAAAUACUGAAACUGCGUUCCCUUUGAUGCCUUGUCCAUCUUCAGAAGUACUAGGUGCUACUAAUGAACCACCUUUUCAGCACACUGUUGCUUCUACUUCUAGUGUCGUGAGCGAACCACAUGUCCUCACUGUUGCUUCUGCUGAUGGAUUACCAUUUGAGUUCAGUACUAGUUCCAUUACUGCUACCGAUGAACUACAGCGUCACAGGCUCAGACAUAAUGGAAGUGAAAUGGUUACUGUGAACUGUUCUUCUGAUGCUUUAGAUGCAUGUGAUCCCACUGAAUUUGGUGGAAUCACAUCGGAGGAGACUGAUAAGUGGGUUAGGUUUCUGAAUGAUUCCACGGAACGUGAUGGAGGCGCUCGUGAAAAGCUUGCUGGCCUCCCUGCUAUAUCUGAAGCUCAAGCUCAAGCUCUUGAAAUGAACUCUGAUUACUGCUACCAUGAAUUGGUGAGGCUUGUGGAGUCAGGAGGUGUUUCUACUGCUAACGACCUGUCCCCUGGCUAUGUGAAUACUGAGUGUUUGAAUACACCCAUGGUAUCUGGGCUUGGUGCUGGCGAUGACUAUCUAGAGAUUAAUGAUCUCUUCCCUCUUGGGGAAACUGCCUCCUUCGAGCUGCCGGCACCAGAAAGUCAGUUUCCCCAGUAUCCUUUGGAGCAAUGCCCGUGCAAUGAGUUGAAUCAUCCCCAAUAUCACGAUGAGGGUGCUCUUGCAGCUUCUUUAGCAGCAGGCGACUUCCUUCCACCUACUUCCUGCUCUAUGCCUGAUAUUUCAGUUGAUGAUGUUACUUGCAGCACAAACCUUAUGUGGAAUGACUGCUCCAACUCAACAGUGUGGUACCCCUUCUCAUGAACACUGCACAACUACCUCAGAGGUAUGAGUUGUUGCGUUUGGUUGAUUAUGCAUGGAUAUUUUGUUAUCGAAUUGGUAAUUUGCAGUGGACUUAUGAUUACUGCCAUUAUUACAAUACUGCUGCUCUUCUGGACAAGCUAAAAUUCUCUGUAAAAAUGGAAACUACCCUUCUGACAUUUUUAGUAGGUGAAUCAGGUCGAAGUCUGAUCAAUCUUGCAAUAUUGUUGACCAAAAUCUUCUGAAUUUUGUCACUGAAGUCUGCACUUGAACUCCGUUGAGUCAUAAAAUUCAUUCGUACUUUCAUCGGUGAAGUGAAGCUACAAAGAUAUCCUCCUACUUUUCUGGAACGAUCCCAGAUCUGGUGUUUAUCUUGCAAGCUCUUGCAGUGGUGGAGAUGCUCUGUCCGCUUUUGGGUAUUCAUUCAAUCCACAACUAUCCCUCGGCAUGUACCGGAAGUGCUCGACAUGUUUGCAACUCUUUACUUAUUCCUGCUUAUUGUACUGGAACUGCAUCUCGCAGAACAAACUUGUAGCACAUCAAGACGAUUAAUCUAGUUUUGCCUUAUUUAGUUUUGGGGCACGAGACC